Molecule: messenger RNA, 333 nt
Organism: Erythranthe guttata (spotted monkey flower)
Lineage: Eukaryota; Viridiplantae; Streptophyta; Magnoliopsida; Lamiales; Phrymaceae
Source: RefSeq, a predicted model, not a curated record
AUGUUGAAUGAAAUCGCCGAAGAUAUGUACGUGUAUCAACAUGUUUCGCUAGACGAGGUUCCGAUCAUAACAUGGAAACCUAUAAGCCAAGAACAACUCGACUACUUCAACAAAACGAAUCUGAAAUCAACGUGCAUGCACUUACAGAAAGCGGUGAAAAACGGCCACACGGGCUCUCUUUACGUAACCUGCAUCGUUUUGCUCUUCAGUGGGAACGAAGAACUCAAGCAACAGGGCAUCAAGUUAUUGGGGAACAUGAAAAAGACGAACGGCUUGAAGAGAAGGCUUCGAAUUUGCCGCAAUAAUUUGCAUAGCAUUCUGAAGAUGAUUUAG